Messenger RNA from Heteronotia binoei (common prickly gecko), 996 nucleotides. RefSeq names its product zinc finger matrin-type 2 (gene ZMAT2). The transcript is spliced from 6 exons. Bases 132 to 731 code for a protein of 199 amino acids. The record is from RefSeq and is a predicted model, not a curated record. Gene Ontology annotation, cellular component: U4/U6 x U5 tri-snRNP complex; spliceosomal complex. Gene Ontology annotation, biological process: mRNA splicing, via spliceosome. NCBI's taxonomy places the organism in Eukaryota, Metazoa, Chordata, Lepidosauria, Squamata, Gekkonidae. Gene Ontology annotation, molecular function: zinc ion binding; nucleic acid binding.
GGAAACGCACGCGUUCUCCGAGGGCUUGAGAGGUUUGGUUGUCAUAGAGAUAGGCCGAUUUUUCCGGCGCGCUUGAUGACGUACCUUGAGUGCGCGACGGUCUCUGGUUUCCGAGACGCUUCUGAGGCAAGAUGGCGUCGGGCAGUGGGACUAAAAACCUGGACUUCCGCAGGAAGUGGGACAAAGAUGAAUAUGAAAAGCUUGCGGAGAAACGGCUCACGGAAGAGAGAGAGAAGAAAGAUGGCAAGCCAGUACAGCCUGUCAAGCGAGAGCUUCUUCGGCACCGAGACUACAAGGUGGACCUGGAAUCCAAACUGGGGAAAACCAUUGUUAUCACCAAAACAACUCCUCAGUCUGAGAUGGGCGGGUAUUAUUGUAAUGUCUGUGACUGUGUAGUGAAAGAUUCUAUCAACUUCUUGGAUCAUAUCAAUGGCAAAAAACAUCAGAGGAACCUGGGCAUGUCAAUGAGAGUCGAGCGCUCGACGCUGGAUCAAGUGAAGAAGCGCUUUGAAGUGAACAAGAAGAAAAUGGAGGAGAAGCAGAAGGAUUAUGACUUUGAGGAGAGGAUGAAAGAGCUCCGAGAAGAGGAGGAAAAGGCCAAAGCCUACAAGAAAGAAAAGCAGAGGGAGAAGAAGAGGAGGGCGGAGGAAGACUUGACGUUUGAGGAGGAUGAUGAGAUGGCGGCCGUGAUGGGCUUUUCUGGGUUUGGCUCGACCAAGAAGAGCCACUGAGCGGCCUUGGGACUUUUCCUCUCGACCGAGCUUGUUUCUGCCCAGGUGACACUUGAAAACCCCUGGACGAUUUUGCAGGGAAUUUCUACCUAAAUGCCCCGAGAGGCAGUGGCAUUGGGAGCUGGGAAGCAAUUCCAGAUCCCCCUCCUGUUUGAGGCUAGCUGUGCCCGCCUUAUCCAUAGCGCCCUCCUCCCUGCAAAGAUAGCAUCACCCUUGCCUGUAUGGUGGGAAACCUCCAUAUUGAAUAAAGGACUUUUUAAAUUAG